AAAAGUGUUUCCAUUGCAGUUUUGCGAACUGCAGAACUGCCUUUAUCGUAUUGCCUUAAAAAAUACGGUGAGAACUUGCGAUACAUGCAAAAUUGACGUGUUUCCAUUGGGCGUACUUUCAAUGCGCUAUUUCAAUUUGCGCAAACCUGGCGAAAAUUGGCGUUUUGAAAAUAUAGCUUCAUUGUCCUGAACGACGCACCGUAGAAUCUACAGCGCAGUCCAGGAAAAAGCAAACGACUGACUAAUCUUUAUCAAUUAGAUGUCAAAAUGCGGUUCCGAUUUUGUGGAGAUCUGGACUGUCCCGACUGGGUCCUUGCAGAAAUAAGCACCCUAGCAAGAGUAUCUAGUGUCAAGAUGAAACUUCUCUGCGUGCAAGUCAUUAAAGAUCUUCUUGAUGAGGGCAUCGAUUAUGACAAAGUUUCAAAACUGACGUCAGACGCCAAAUUUGAGAGUGGAGAUAUCAAAGCCAGUAUUGGCGUCCUGAGUUUUAUUUUGUCUAGUGCUGCAAAGCAUGAUGUAGAUGGUGAAUCUCUCUCUAGUGAACUACAGCAACUUGGCCUACCCAAAGAGCACACCACAGGAUUGUGUAAAUCAUAUGAGGAUAAGCACAAUGCUCUACAGGAGAAGCUAAGAGAGAGCAGUCUACGCUUGGGUCAUCUAGAAGCGGUGAACUGGAGGGUGGAUUACACCCUGAGCUCCAGUGAAUUAAAGAAAGUCAAUGAGCCCACCGUUCAGCUCAGGCUUCAGGCACAGAACCCAGAGACCGACUCAACAGAGACCACUGUUGUCUCAAUCACAGCUGACAAGUUCAGAGUACUGUUAACAGAACUCAAACAAGCACAGACUAUCAUGAAUUCACUGCAGUGAUAAUCAUUUGCUGAAUUGUUUAAAUAUUCAUGUUUAUGUGCACUGAAUCUGACUUUGUAUGUAUAAAUGCACUGUUUUUGUAACAUUAAAUUGCAACAUAUAGAAGGGUUGGACAUCUACAGAUGUCUGGUUUGUGCUUGGCCUUGGUCUCUUUGAUUAGUCAUCUGUUGUUGAGCAGUGACGAGACAUCUGGUUACACACAUGGUGGAAAUGAGUAUGAAACAGACCUUUUCUUAGCUCUUCCGGUCUAUAAAUAAGGGUCUUAAUUUUGCAUUGUCUGGCCUUUGACUACCAAUGACUCAUGUCAUUAAAAACAGAGGUUUUCUAAAUCAACCAGAUUUAUUAUUUUAUUCACAUUUGUUUUUCAUCAAUCUCUUAAUGAUUAUUUUAGAACAUUUAGUAUUCAAAAUAAUAUAGAUUAACAUUUUAUUUUAUUAUUUCUCAGUAUUAUUUCUCAAUAAAAUUAAUUAACGGCAUCAUGAUUUUGUUUCGAUGAUUGUGUAAGAGUCUUAUUUUGAUGUAAGUUUCUGUAGUACCCAGUUUUUUUUGGUGUUGUUUAUAAAUGAAGAGUUUGGUUCCAAAAUGAGUUAACUCAUUGUGUUUUAUUGUGUUAGUUUGCUGUAUUUUUUUUUUUUCAAAACAAACCAACUGCAGUUUGAUAUAUAU
Triplophysa rosa is the source of this 1533-nucleotide messenger RNA. It is a transcript of the gene commd4, whose product is annotated as COMM domain containing 4. Bases 268 to 867 code for a protein of 199 amino acids. NCBI's taxonomy places the organism in Eukaryota, Metazoa, Chordata, Actinopteri, Cypriniformes, Nemacheilidae. The record is from RefSeq and is a predicted model, not a curated record. The transcript is spliced from 8 exons.